This is a messenger RNA of Mixia osmundae IAM 14324, 1767 nucleotides long. RefSeq lists its product as uncharacterized. The record is from RefSeq and is a predicted model, not a curated record. Bases 1 to 1767 code for a protein of 588 amino acids. Lineage: Eukaryota; Fungi; Basidiomycota; Mixiomycetes; Mixiales; Mixiaceae. Gene Ontology annotation, cellular component: membrane. The transcript is spliced from 9 exons.
AUGGCGGGUCGGCUUGGCAAGACAGUGGAGCAGAUUGUGUUGCUGUUGCUGCGCGGCGCAUUCUUCUAUGUUGCGAGGCUGUACUUACGCCGUUCGCUGUUCCGAGACCUUCGCCAAGUCAUUCGCGACGAUCAGCUCAGCUCACAGCCACGUUCUCGAUCUGCGAAUGUUCAUAGCAAUGGAUCGCGAAGCGCGUUGCAGACACCCGACCUUGGGCGACGCAAGAGCGGCACCCAUGCUGUCUCACCUUACAGCGAUGACGGAUCUCCAUCGCCAAGCUCGCCACUCAAUGAUAGAGGCUUGCGGUCCUACCCUUGGAUGACUCCCAAUAUGUCCAGUGACCGCGCCGCUUCGGAUUCCCUCUUGCCCAUCUCGACGAGUACAUCAGGAUCCGUGACGCCCAUACCUGGCGAAGGAGGACGAGCCAAGUCUACACAAAGCAGAACAGUCAUGUCGCAGUUAUCAGACGGCGUGUUCUGCCUAUGCUUCUCGGAAAGCGCCACGUUAUUCGCGCUCGUUCUGUCGGGAAAUCUGUUUGACCAGCAGAUACUCUACUUCAACUGGACGCUUUCACUCGGCGCCUUGCUGCUAUUGAUUGUCGUGCUCAUCCCGCUGGCACUUUGCAUAUUGCUGACAUACCGAAGAACAAACAUACGUACUGCGAAUGCCCGUCAACUCAAAGUCACCGCCACGCUGACGCUCGUACCGUUUGUACUUUAUCUGUUCGCUUUCUUUAAGCUCGGUGAGAUGCUCGGCGAUGCUUUCGGUGUGCAGCCUGGUCAACAUACUUUUGGUGUCUUCAACUCGGUGCUGGAGCGGAUUUGCGUGCCUGGCGUCUUGCUCAUCGCUUCGCUGUCAGGCGCUGGCUGUGUCCAGACUGCUUGGGACGGUUACGAAUGGCGAGCGCGUUAUCGAGGGAUGGCUAUCAGCGAUCAGCAUAUCGUUGACGCGGAACGAUCUUUGCAGCACACCCGGAGAGAUCUCGCGGAAAGGAGGCAAGAGCUGGACGAAGCUGAAGAAGCAGCAGAACAGAGCGCCCCUCGCUCGCUUCUAUCGAAGCUAUGGAGUAGCGAUCCUGCCUCCUCGAAAUGCGCUGCGCUCAACGCGGAAGUGCAAGGCCUGUCUUCAAUGGAGUACCAAAUGUCACAGGACGUGCAUUCGAUGUACAAACGCAAGGAGGCGCAAGAGCUACAGAAGACACUCAAGGGCAAGCUUUGGGUGGCUACCAGCUGGCUAUUCGUCGUCUACUGUGUCUGGCGCGUCCUUGUGUCAAUCAUCAAUCUGCUUACACCAUCGAGCAACAAGUCUGGAGGGACUACCAAUGACUUCCUCACUUUGUUGCUGGCCAAGCUAGCCAGCGAAGUCAAUGUCGACCUCGACGUGCACGCAUGGAGUGCCUUGAUCGGUCUGGCGCUCAUAGGUGGCAUUCUUGUCGCCAACAUGCGAUACGUGCUCGUGGCGAUCUCGCGCGUCUUCAAGCGGACGAGCUCGGGCAUCAGUACCAGCUUCAUGACUCUGUUCCUCAGCCAACUGAUGGCGAUAUAUCUGAUUACGUCGAUGAUAUCACUUCCGUCGGCACAAGCGAGCGACACGGAUACGGCCACAUCUCAGCUUUUGGCUUCGUUACCAGAAAGCUCGACCUUCAGGCGCAUGUUCGAUCUCGUCCUGCUCAUAGCGGCCACGCUCACUUUUGCUGUCCGAUUUAUCGGUCGCAAGCUAACGACUGACGAUGAGUACAUGCUCGAAGGUCUUUCAUCGCACGUCUAA